UGUGCUAAGUGAUGCUGGGGACCCAGGUGAGUCACAUGCAGUCCCUGUCCAAGAGGAGCUUCUCUGUUGAAGGAGGGGACACACAUGGACAGAGGCAGCUGUAAGGUGGGGUGCUGUGUGCUAUAAGCUGAGGGAACCCACUUCCCUUGGGAACCCACAUGGGGCAUCUGACCUGGCCUGUGGGGUCAAAGGGACCUCCCAGGGAGAUGGUGUUUAAGUUGAUUCUCAAAAGACAAAUAUAAGGGGUGGGAUAGCUCAGUGGUAGAGUGCAUGCUUAGCAUGCACGAGGUCCUGAGUUCAAUCCCCAGUACGUCCAUUUAAAAAAAAGAAAGAAAGAAAGAAAGAAAAAGAAAAAUAUCAGUGAGGUUGGUGGGGGGGGAGGGGGUAGAAGAAGGACUUUCAUCUGCAAAGAUUUUGCUGGAUACUCCAGGUGCCAGGUCCCUGCUGAGCUUCAGACACGAGGGAAUGAGGCUGGAGGCUCUGGUCCUGGCUGGGGGGGACAGGCAAGCAACAGACAGUCAAAACCUCUUUUAGGCAUGAGGAGCUGGGGCCUGGAGUCAGACUUUAUGACUUUAUACCCUCAUUCUCACACUUACCAGCUAUGAGAUCUUGAGUGAGUUACUUCCUGCCUCCGAGCUUCCGUUUCCUCAUCUGGACGAUGGAAUAGUAAGAGCUUGGUGUAGUGGUUAAGAGCCUGGGAUCUGCAUCCCAAGGCCCUGGGUUCAGAUCCCAGUCUGGCCAAUCCCGGAUGCUGGGAGGACCUUCAGCAAGUUCCCACUCUCGGAGCCUGGGUUUCCUCCUCCAUCAGGUGGAGUUAGUGGUAACACCUGCGUUCUGGUUGUUGUGGCGUAACAGACCUCUCCAAAGCUUGGUGGUGGAAACCAACAAUCAUUUAUUUUGCUCGUAAAUCUGAAAUGUGGGCGAGGCUUGGCAGGGACAGCUUGCCAAUCUUCCAUGCAGCCUUGGUGGGGAUGGCUCAAAUGGGGUGUCCAAGGUGGCUCAGUCCUGUGCCUGGCAAGCUGGCUGGGGCUGUGGGCUUGAGCUGGCUGUUGGCCAGGGGCCAUGGUUCCUCUCCUUGGGGCCGCUUGAGCUUCCUCACAGCUGGGGCCCAGUAUAGGCAGUGGCGUAGGCGCCAGUCUCUCAAGUUCUAGAUGCAAAAAUUAGCGCAGGGCCACUUCUGCUCUGCUCUCUUGGUCUGACAGUCAGAGAGACUACCCGGACCCAAGGGAGGGGACAUAGACCCUAUUCCUUUUUCUUUUUUAAAAAAUUUUAAUAGCUUUUAUUUAUUUAUUUUAAAAAGUGAAUUGAAGUGUAGUCAGUUUACGAUGUGUCAGUUUCUGGUGCACAGCAUAUACGUAUACAUACAUGCAUUCGUUUUCACAUUCUAUUUCAUUAUAGGCUACACAAGAUACUGAAUACAGUUCCCUGUGCUCUACAGUAGACACUUGUUGGUUAUCUAUUUUAUAUAUGGUAGUAUCUGCAAAUGUCAAACUCCCAGUUUAUCCCUUUUCACCCCUUUCCCCUCUGGUAAUCGUAAGUUUGUUUUCUAUGUCUGUGAGUCUGUUUCUGUUUUAUAAAUAAGUUCAUUUGUGUGGGGUUUUGUUGUUGUUGUUGUUUGUUUUAGAUUCCACAUAUAAGUAAUAUCAUAUGAUAUUUUUCUCUUUCUGGCUUCACUUAGAAUGAUGAUCUCCAGUUCCAUCCAUGUUGCUGCAAAUUUGACCCCAUUUCUUAAUAGCAGGAGGGUUGAAUUUGCAGCUAUUCCUUAAUCUACAAAACGUACCUCCAUGGGAUUCUGAAGGUUUAAUUAAUGUAGCACCUGCAGACCCAUACCCAACAUGCAGAAGAUUCUCACUGUAUAUUAUGGCCAUUAUUAUUAUUAUUAGCAUGGGGUGGCAGAAGUUUUCAGAAAGAGUGAGCAGCCUGACCAUCCUGGGCUAAACGCCUCCCUCCAGCUGUGCCACCUCCGCAGGUCCCUUGACGUCUCUGAGCCGUAGUAUCCCGGUUUGUAAACACCUGGCCCAUAGAGUGUUUAGAAGGGUUCAGCCCAAUAAUGUCCAGAAAGCAUUUCACAUGGUUCCUGGCGCAUGAGAAGUGGUAAUUAUUAUUUUGGUUCUUAAUAAGGUGAGACUUGAAGGACUAGUUGUGGUUUAGCCAGGUCAGAGGAGGGGGUGGGGGAGCGAGCACAAGCAUUCCAGGCAGAGGAAGCUGCCCUUGCAAAGGCAGGGAGAGGAGAGAUGGGCAGAGGAAUGGCCGGGUAUUCAAAGAAUAAUUGCUGGAGGGGGAAAGUGGGUGGGUAUCAGCCCGGCAGUUCUGAUGAGGAACCUGGUUGUCUCCUGGGGGCACUGGGGAGCUAUGGAGGGGCAGGGUCAGCUCUGGAAAGACUCAAAGGCCAAGUGGGAAUCCAUGGACUAAGGAAGACUAGAAGCUGGAGGGAGGAGGCCAGGCAAAGGGACAGAGGGAGAAGUGAGGGCCUGUGCUGAGGCUCAGCCAGUAGGAACAGAGAGGAAGGGAUGGAGCAGAGAGAUUCAGGGGUGGGAGUGGGUGGGUUUCAGAGACUGACAGCAGUGAAGGGAAGGGAGGCGGUGGGGUGGGGGGAGGCUCACAACAUGUCUCUAGAUUGCAGGAGAUGGAGAAUGCAGAAGGGUUGUGUUGGAGAGUGUAGUGGGACACAGGGCAUGUGAGUGCCUGGGGGACAUGGAGAUGCACCUCUGGGUCUCAGAAGAGAUGACUGGGUGAGAGAUAGCUACUUGAGACUUGGUCCUGAGGGCAAGAGGGAACCAUGGGAGAGUUAGGAGCAGGGUCAGACAUGGGGAUUUGAGGCUGCAGGCAGGACAGAUUGGACUUGAGGCCAGGAGGCUGCAGAGGAGGAAGACUCGGCUGAGGCCAAGGCCAUCAUAGAGGGGAAUGCUCUCUGAAAGGGCAACUUACCUUCCUCCAGGAAGCCUUCCUGGAUUUUCCAUGAAUUUGUCACCAAGUUUCUGGCUGGUACUCGAUUCUCACCAUCUUCCCCCAGAGGGUGGGGAGUGCAGGGGUCAGGCUGGGCCUCCCCCCGAGACUGGACCAGCUGAUGAGGACAAGUGGGGUGGGGUGGUGGUUCAGGCACCUGAUCUGGGUAGGGGAUGCUGGCACCUCCCACUGGGUCUGAUUCCCUUCCCCGCCCAGGAAGCUACCAGUCCUGUCCGACUCGUCCAGCCCCGACAAGCCUGGGAGGGAUGGGUGCAGGCCCUGGGUAUUGCCUCAGUAUCCUCUCUGGUGCGGCCAGCACCAUGGACACCUCACUGGCUCUGCCGCUCUUCCUGCUCCUGGCCUCCAGAGUAGGGGUCCUCGCCCUCAGAGUCUCUCCUGGAAUUCAGCGAACCAAUUUAUCCUUGGACUCAGAAAGUUCUUCUCAGGGCCCGGAUUCAAAAGUUCCCUCCGUUAAACCCCCCAGCGGGAAAGUUUCAGAUCAGUCUCCAGCUUCAAAAGCUUCCGCGGAUAUCCCUCAUUCUGAAUGGUCUCCUGAAGCCUUGGAUCCCAGCGAUGCGCCCGGGUCCUUCUGGUCAAACGUUUCUGCUGACGGCCCAUCUGUGAAGCUAGGUUCCUUCUCUGGAAUCCCUGGUUCUGAAGUAUUUCCUGAUACCUUGGGUCCUCAAGUUUCUGCCAAAAACCCGGAGUCUUCCUUCUCUGUGAAGACUCCAGCUUCCAACGUGUCUGCUCAAGUCCCAGAUACUGAAGUCUCUGGGGAGGCCCCAGUUUCAAAAUUCUCUGAGGAUCUGGAUAGUGACAUCUCUGCCCAGAGCCUGGAUCCCAGAGUUCCCAUGGAGGCCCACUCAGGGGCAAGCUUCCCCCCACAGAUGGAGGGGCCUCUCGCAGUGCUAGUGGGGACCACCAUCCGGCUUCCUUUGGUUCCAGUCCCCAGCCCUGGCCCUCCAGCCCCUUUAGUGGUUUGGCGCCACGGUUCCAAAGUACUGGCAGCUGGGGGCCUGGGGCUAGGGGCCCCUCUGAUCAGCCUGGACCCUGCUCACCGAGACCGCCUACGAUUUGACCAGGCUCGAGGGGGCCUGGAACUCACCUCUGCCCAGUUAGAGGAUGCUGGGGUCUACACAGCUGAGGUUAUCCGGGCUGGGGUUUCUCGGCAGAUUCGGGAGUUCACGGUGGGUGUGUAUGAGCCCCUGCCCAAGCUAUCGGUGCAGCCCAAGGCCCCAGAGACAGAGGAGGGUGCGACCGAGCUCCGGCUGCGCUGCAUAGGGUGGGCGCCGGGUCGCGGGGAGCUGAGCUGGACCCGGGACGGACGCGCUCUGGAGGCAGCGGACCCCGAGGGAGCGGAGCCACCCCGGAUCCACGCAGAGGGCGACCAGCUGCUCAUUGCGCGCCCUGUGCGCAGCGACCACGCCCGGUACACCUGCCGCGUCCGCAGCCCCUUCGGCCACACAGAGGUGGCGGCCGACGUCAGUGUUUUCUACGGCCCAGAUCCACCGGUCAUCAAAGUCUCCUCGGACCGCGACGCCGCCCCUGCCCUCUAUGUCACCGCGGGCAGCAACGUGACUCUGCGCUGCACCGCCGCCUCGCGGCCACCGGCCGACAUCACGUGGAGCCUGGCGGACCCUGCAGAGGCCGCCGUGCCCGCCGGCCCGCGCCUCCUGCUGCCGGCGGUCCGGCCAGGCCACGCCGGCGCCUACGCGUGCCUCGCCGCGAACCCUCGCACCGGCCACCGCCGCCGCUCGCUGCUCAACCUCACGGUGGCGGAUCUGCCCCCCGGGUCCCCACAGUGCUCAGUCGAAGGGGGUCCUGGGGACAGAAGCCUCCGCUUCCGCUGCUCUUGGCCUGGCGGGGUCCCUGCCGCCUCCUUGCAGUUCCAGGGUCUCCCGGAAGGGGUCUGGGCGGGGCCGGUGUCCUCUGCGCUCCAAGCGGCUGUCCCCGCCCACCCUCGGCUCAGCGGCGUCCGGGUCACCUGCCUUGCUCGUCACCUGGUGACCACGCGCACCUGCACUGUCACCCCGGAGGCCCCUCGCGAGGUGCUGCUGCAUCCGAUAGUGGAGAACACACGGUCAGGGAAGGCAGAGGUGGCACUGGAGGCCUCUGGCUGUCCCCCACCUUCUCGAGCAUCAUGGUCCCGGGAAGGGCGACCCCUGGCCCCAGGAGGUGGGGGGCGUCUGCGGCUCAGCCAAGAUGGACGGAAGCUCCUCAUUGGCAACUUCAGCCUGGACUGGGACCUGGGAAAUUACUCCGUGUUGUGCAGCGGGGCGCUGGGUGCUGGUGGGGACCAGAUCACCCUCAUUGGACCCUCCAUCUCCUCAUGGAGGCUGCAGAGAACCCAGGAUGCAGCGGUGCUGACUUGGGAUGUGGAGCGCGGGGCCCUGAUCAGCGGUUUUGAGAUCCAGACACGGCCAGAGGGCCCUGACCUGAGCAGAGCUGCCACCUACAAAGACUGGGUCUCCCUGCUCAUCCUGGGACCUCGGGAGCGUUCAGCUGUGGUGCCCCUCCCUCAUCGGAACCCUGGGACCUGGGUCUUUCGUAUCCUGCCCACCCUGGGGGGCCAGCCAGGGAUCCCAUCCCAAAGCCAGGUCUACCUGGCCGGCCCCACCCUGAGCCCCGGGGCGAUUGCAGGCAUCGUCCUGGGUUCGCUACUGGCUCUCGCACUCCUGGCAGCACUUCUGCUCCUAUGCAUCUGUUGUCUGUGCCCCUUUCGAGGAGAGACCCCUAAGAAAAAGAAACAUCCCCCCACGCUGACCCCUGUAGUCCCACUACCAGAAAAGAAGAUGCAGAGCGUGACCCCACAGCCUCUGCCUCUCAAAGUCCCGCUGGAGGACCCUCACCCAUCCAGGGCACACCCGGCCACCAGCCCCAGUCCAGUCAUCUCUCCAGGUGGGGUUCCCAAGACUGUUCGGGCUGCCACGCAGGUGUGACCAGAGCGAGUGGCCUGCUGUGCCUCGGACUUUGGGGAAGAACUUCCUGUUUAGCCCCACCAGCAGUCAGGGCUUCCUGUCCUGCUGUGACUGAAGGUUGGACCCAGAAAGUGGGGCUUCCCGUUUCCCUCUCUCAGCAGAGAAGACUCUACCGGCAUUUGUGCAACUAAAGAGAUGAGAUUCCUGGGCUGGGAGAGACACCUGCUGAUUUGACAGUGUGGUUUGCACAACCUUCGAGCAGGAAAAACCUGCAGUGUCUGUGGCAGACUGGCAGGGCUUGCUGCGCUGCUUUGUGCUGGAGAGGUCGCCCUGCCUCAUUCUCUGAUAGGAUCUUCCUAUGUUCUCUUUUGCCUCCAGGCCACACCCCCUCCAGCUUCCAGAGUCUUCAUCUUAGAUCAGAUCACAUCCCUCAUCUCUUUAAGCCCUUCUGCGGUUGCCCGUUGCCCUUCAGAUAUUGUCCAAACUCUUCAUCGUGACCUUCAAAACCUUGCGGUUUGGCCUCUGUCAGCCUCUCUGACCUCCCCUUCCAGAACUUUCAUCCUGGCUUCUCUCCACCACACUUUAUUUUGCCUCCAGGCCUUUGCUCCUAGAGUUUACUCUGCCUGGAGCAGCUUUCUUUGCUCUGUCAUUUGUUUCUCAAAUGUAAAAGUAACCAUUACCAUUAUAGAGGACACUUCCCGAACCCAUGACCCCAACCUACCUGUUACGUGUGAGGUCCCAGAGCCCCUGAACCUCCUGUGCCUUAUAUGUAAAUACAUAAUUAAUUGUUUAA
Messenger RNA from Camelus dromedarius (Arabian camel), 6657 nucleotides. RefSeq names its product V-set and immunoglobulin domain containing 10 like (gene VSIG10L). Lineage: Eukaryota; Metazoa; Chordata; Mammalia; Artiodactyla; Camelidae. The transcript has 10 exons. The record is from RefSeq and is a predicted model, not a curated record. The coding region runs from base 3120 to 5885 and encodes 921 amino acids.